UUCUACGAGGGCGAGCUGGGGGCGGAGCGGUGCGUGCGCCGGGAGGUUGCCGGCAGGGUCUACUUCUACGAGGGCGAGAAGGGCGCGGAGGCGGUGGUGCGCGUGGCGACCACCGAGACGCGGCUCAAGGCCAUGCGCGUCACCGAGCUGAGGGAGGAGUGCGGCCGCCUCGGCUUGGUCACCACGGGCGUCAAGGCAGACCUGGUGGCGCGCCUCCGCGCGUACCGGUCGGCACCGAACGCCAUCGAGCUGUCCGCUCGGACCGCCACGCCGGCGCGCCCCAUAUAG
This is a messenger RNA of Emiliania huxleyi CCMP1516, 288 nucleotides long. RefSeq lists its product as hypothetical. The record is from RefSeq and is a predicted model, not a curated record. Lineage: Eukaryota; Haptophyta; Isochrysidales; Noelaerhabdaceae. The annotation marks the transcript as partial. The transcript is spliced from 3 exons.